Molecule: messenger RNA, 3829 nt
Organism: Phacochoerus africanus (Common warthog)
Lineage: Eukaryota; Metazoa; Chordata; Mammalia; Artiodactyla; Suidae
Gene: RNF225
Product: ring finger protein 225
Exons: 2
Coding region: 702-1631 (309 amino acids)
Biological process (GO): protein ubiquitination
Molecular function (GO): ubiquitin protein ligase activity
Source: RefSeq, a predicted model, not a curated record
GGGAUCUGGAUUCACCAGGGAAGCACUCACUCAGCUCAGGAAGCACCGCUGACUCAGAACCAUGGCACCCUGGGGUGCAGGCCUGGCUGCCUGGACUCUUACAGCAAGUUUUGGAAAUGAGCUGGGUGGGGUCCUGGCAGAGACGUCACUGGUUUGGGUGGGGGGGCUUGGUGGUUGAAACCCACCACCAUGAGGGAAGGGGGUGUGCAGUAGGAAGCCAAGGCCUAGGCUCUGGGCCAGAACAGCACGUAGCCCUUGUUCUGCCGGCCCUAGCCCAUCUUAUGUGGGGUCUCUGCCUUCAGCCCUCAGGGCUCCAAAGUCCCCCACGCGCCCUACAGCUCCCCUAACACCUGGGUUGCACUCGCCCCGCCAGUGGCUCUGGCAGGGAGGGUUCCUGAGGUGUUGAAGGCUGGGGGUAGUGGAGUUUGCCCUCCUCAGGGAACUGGGCUGUCACAUCCCUGUCAACCUGUGCCACCCUCAACAUCCGCCAAGGUCAGACUUGGUGCUCACCAUCCUGGGGGUGGGGCGGGCAGUCAGACAGGUCUGGUUGCAACCUGGGUCUGGAGGGAGGGGUCCUGCCUUGGGCACCUCCCAUGGGGAGGGGUGUUUGGUAUCCACCUGCAAGGUAGGCCUACGGAUGGGGUCAGAGCAGGCAGGAAAGUGCCGGCCAGAGGGUGGAGGUGCCAACAGGUCGGGUCCAGAUGCCCUGUCCUCGGCCACCCUGGCUCCGCCGCCACCGGCCCCCUCAGGGCUCGGGCCCCGGCAGCCCCGGCAGAGGGAAGGAUGAAGACGAGGAGGAGGAAGGGGACGGGAGCCCGGGCCCUAUCCUGUCCCCCGUGGAGUGCCUCAUCUGCGUGUCACCCUUCGACAGCGUGUUCAAGCUGCCCAAGCGCCUGGACUGCGGCCACAUCUUCUGCCUCGAGUGCCUGGCGCGCCUGUCCCUGGCCACUGCGGGCGGCGGCGACGCGGUGGCCUGCCCGGUGUGCCGCGCGCCCACGCGCCUGGCCCCGCGCCGCGGGCUGCCCGCGCUCCCCACGCAGCUCGCCCUGCUGCCCCGCGCCGCGCGCGCCCCGCUGCCGGGCCAGGGCUCCGUGCGCUUCGACCGCCGGCGAGGCCUGCUAUACCUGCGGCCGCCGUCCGCGCCCGGGCCGCGCAAGGCCCGCCCGCCGCCGCCGCCGCCGCCGCCGCCGCUGCGCCUCGGCCGCCCGCUGUCCCGCAGCCUGACGCUGCGCAGCUCGGCCUGGGUCUUCCACGCGGCCGUCGCCCUGGCCGUGCUGGUGGCCGCGGGCCUCGUGGUCUCGGGCGUCUACAUCUUCUUCCUCAUCCCACGCGCCGCCGCCUCGAGCCCCGCGCGGCCCCAGCUCGUGGCGCUCGCGCCGGCGCCCAGCUUCUGGCUCCCGCCUCGGCCCACGCCCGCCGCGCCCUGGACCCCCGCCUGGACGCCGCGCCCCGCGCGCCCUGAGCCGAACGCCGAGCCGCCAGAGGCUGCGGAGGACGCGCUGCAGCCCGAGGGGGUUCCCGAGGAGACGCCGGCCGGGCCUUCGGACCGCGGGUGGGGGGCAGGGGCGGCCCCGGCCCCGGACUGGGCCCCGCGGGCACGGGGCGGGCGAAGGCUGCGGGGGUCACGGUAAACGCGGGUGCGCCGCAGGCCGUCGCCAGGCCUGGGGACCUGGGUUCGGGGCGUCCUGAUCCCCGCGGAGGCCUUAGAGGGUGCCUGGCAAGCACGCAUUUCCCCAGAGGGGCCUGGUGCGAGGAUUCCUGGGGUCGUGGCAUGCGGAGGGCCCCUUUCGGGGAGCACCCCGGCUCCGAUCCCUGUGGGCCUCAGAUAUGGGACCCCUGAGUCUGUAAAGGCCCUGCUGGGAGGCACUCAUAACCCUCCUAUCCUAUCGGUGAAGGACCAGUCGGCAGAACCCCGAUCCUCUUGCGCGAGUCCAGCCGCAGAGACGCCCAGAACCACAUCGAGCAGGGGCCCUGCUUGGAGCAUCCCCAUCCCUGCUCCUCCUGACGGUCCUCCUGAGUGCACCCCGGUUCAGAGCCUCAAGAACGUUCCUCCUCGGCCGGACCAGGGCUGAGGACUCAGAUUUACCCAUCUUUGGCCACCAUCCCUGGCCGGCCCAUUGCAAGGCCGACCGCUACCCGCUUCCCCAGCCUGUGGACUUGGUUUUCUCCUCUGCUGCCUGUAGGCUGGGCCUGGUGGGCUCCAGCUGUCUCCGUGCUGGUCCUGAGCUGCUGCCUUGCACACUUGACUUGGAGUUGUGGUGCAGCAGUGGCCUGUCCAGGGCUGGGGAGGGACAGAUAGGGCCGGAGCUUCAAAGACUGGCUCCCUCCUGGAUCCUGUGUAUCAACUUCCAGUGGAAGCCUGGACUUUCCCUAUGGGUAGUGGCUUCUGAGAUUCUCCUACUCUGCUCUGAGGCAGCUCUGGUCCCUGAGGCUCGAAGAAGUCAAAGUCGCCCUCUGGGUCAGAGAAUAUCAUGUGAUUGUAGGUGGAGGCUCCCUCCUGGACACCUGGGCCUCCCAAGGAUCCUGGCCCCUCUCCCUAGCCAUGAGAGCCCCCGACACCCCCUCUCCGCUCAUGAAAUUCUCAGGGCCAGUUACUGCACCUCCUCCAGGUCAGACAAGCUUUCCUGCCAGCCCUGCUGUGCGCCAGGCUGGAGCCUCAGCGCUCCUUGCGGAAGCAGCCAACAAGUGGCGCUCCAAUUCCCGCCCUCCUCUCGGAAGGGGUUAACCACCCUCCGCACAAACUGAACAUGGGCCCUGUCUCCCUGCCAGGCCCGGAGCCCCAGGCAGCCUCACUUCACCCAAGGCUGGGGUGCCGUGUGUGGCAGGUGGCAUCCAGCACUCUCUGGAGAGAAAUGUGACUCCUAUGGGGCUGGAGGCUCCUCUUAGAUUUGUUUACAUGUGCGUCCACAGCGCCUGGCACACAGGGCUACCGGAUGGUUUUCUAGGGAGUGGCAUCCUUGCAAGUAACCAAGAGGCAUCCUGGGAAGCCUACGGUACCCGAGGCUCACCUGGCUCCCAGCCACCCCGGCCUAGGCCUGUUAGUGGAGCUCCGGAUGGGGGCUACUGCUUCCAGGUGGGAAGCAGGAGGGGGAGCAUCAGGGUGCCCAAGGGAGUGUCUUCCCGGACAGUUCCUGUCCCACACCCGGGGCCAGUGAUGCCAGUGUGUUGGAUCAUGGGACAGGCACGGCCCGGUGCCGCAGGGAGGAUACCUGGCCAGGCAGGAGCAGGAUUGCUUGGUGGUCUCUAUUGCUUUCCCCCGGCUCCCACCACAAAUUACCACCAAAUCAGUUCCAUAGAACACCUGUUAGUUAUCUUACAGUUCUGUGGGCCAGAAGUCUUUUUUGAAUCCGAGCCACAACUGUGACAAUGCCAGGUCCUUAACCCACUGUGCCACAGCAGGAACUCACAGGUCAGAAGUCUUGAAAUCAGUUUCACCAGGUUGAAGUGGGUCUGCAGGGCUAGUUCCUCGUGGACGCUCUAGGAGAGAAUUUCCUUAGCUUCUCUAUCCUCUGGAGCUGCGCUCCUUGGCUUCCUCCUCUGUCUUCAGGGGCAGCAGGAUAGCAUCUUCCAAUCUCUUCCUGACCCUCCUGCCUCCCUCUUUCACCUUAAGGAUACUGGGAUUACACUGGCCCACCCCUAAGCCAGGAUAGCUUCUCUGACUCCAUGUCCUUCAUUUAAUCACACCUGUGAAGUCCAUUUUACCAUGUAAAGUAAGAGACUCUCGGAUUCCAGGGACGAGGAUCUGGAUGACCUUGGGGGCAUGAUUCAGCUGACCACAGGGUCUUUCACCUCGUGCUGUGCAUUGCUUGCCUUCUCCACCCCAGGCUGG